Molecule: messenger RNA, 1905 nt
Organism: Felis catus (domestic cat)
Lineage: Eukaryota; Metazoa; Chordata; Mammalia; Carnivora; Felidae
Product: calcium and integrin-binding family member 2-like
Molecular function (GO): calcium ion binding
Source: RefSeq, a predicted model, not a curated record
AUGAUAGACAAGGAAAAGGAUGAGGAGGCUGGGUCUGAAAACUUGCGUUACUCAUUAGCAGCUCUAGCCAGAGAUGACAAAAGGUGUGGCCGUGGGCCCGCCCCCCGAUGCUGCGGGGGUGGGGGGGGGUGGGGGGGGCUGCCGGGUGGGUCUGCAGUGGGCGGGGCUCAGGCUCUGGCGCCUGGGCAACACAAGCAGAUCACUUCCACGGAGGAGCAGCUGGACUACUACCGGGACUGCACCUUCUUCAGUGAGCAGGACAUCCUCACGCUCCACGCGCAAGCACGCUUCUACCAGCUGGCCCCCACCGUUCCAGUGGACUGUCGGAAAAGCCCCGUCGUCCAUGUGCCGAUGAGCCUCGUCAUCGUGAUGCCGGAGCUCCGGGACGACCCAUUCAAGGAAAGGAUCGUAGAGGCUUUUACUGAGGAUGGCAGGGGGAACCGCACCUUCGGCAACUUUGUGGGUAUGUCCUCUGUGCUCUGCGAGUUGGCUCUCCGGGAGCUCAAGGCAAACUAUUCCUUCAACACCUACAACUUCGUCUGCAAGGAGGAUCUGAAGCGGAAGCUGGCCGGGCUCACCCAGUCGGAGUUGGACGAGGAGGUGAUGCUCAUGUGCGACAAGAUCAUCGAGGAGGCCGACCUGGACAAGGAUGGUAAACUGGACUUUGUGGACCUUGAGGACGUGAUUGCCAAGGCCCGCGACUUCCUCAGCACCUUCCACAUCCGGAUCUGAGGACGCUGCUGAGGGUGUGGUGGCCCAGAAGCUGACCAUCUGGCUCUGCUGCUGUCUACACAAGUGUGACCUCCAAGCUGCCCAGAGAAGGGGCUGUGGCCUCUGGGGUUAUUCCCACCAACAUUUCCUUGGGCCCUUUCAGCAAAAAUCCUUACCCAGGAAAGGGGGGUGUGAGGAGCAGGGACCUUCCCAGACCCCAGGGCCUCCAAAGGCCUCCUAUCUGUCCCCACCCACUCCAGCUCCCCAGACCCUGGUCCUCUCCCUGUCACAAACGGCCCCACUGGGAGGGGAAGGCGGAGACCUCAUGGGGCAGGGGAUGCCCACGUGUCCAAGGGCUGGACAGGCAUCCCAGUCGCGCAGGGAAAAGUGAAAAAUGAAAGAGGACAAUGUUUUAUGAGCUAUGCGGUCUUUCUCUCAAACCCACAGCUGGGCCGCACACCAGUCCGCCAGGUCUCCGUCUCCCCCAACCCUCCCAUCGUGAAGCUGUGAGGAGAGUAGGCCGAGGGCUCUGUCCCUGUCCCUAGCUCUGAGUCCUGGGCACCCCUUCUCCUCCACCCUCCCCAAGACCUGGAAUUCUCACUGGUGUGUGCUGACCACACAUUUGUGAACUUCUGGUAAUAAAGCACUUUCAUGUCCCCAUAAAACAAAACGGAACAAAAACCACAGGCACUGUGCUGCACUGUAGAUCUGUAGGACUGUUUCAUCUUGUGCACCUGAGACUUUGUGUCCUUUCACGAAUACCUCUGCAUUUAUCCUUCCCUUGAGCGGCUGCCAACCACCACUCUACUUUCUGCUUCUAUGAGUUUGACUAGAUUCCUUGCGUAGGGGAGAUCAUGUAUUAUUUUUCCUUCUGUGUCUGCCUAAUUCACUUAUCAUAUCCUCCAGGUUCAUCCAUAUUCCGGCGGAUGGCAAGAUUUUCUUCUUUUUAAAGGCUAAAUAAUAUUCCAUUGUUUGUAUAUAGCACAUUUUCUUUAUCCGUUCACCCAUCAGCAGACAUUUAGGUUGCUUCUGUAUCAUGGCUAUUGUGAACAAUACUUCAGCGAGCAUGGGAGUGCAGGUAGCGUUUUGAGAUAGGAACCUUAUUUCCUUUAAUAUAUACCAGAAGUGGGAUUGGUAGAUCAUAUGGUAGUUCUAUUUUUAAUUUUUUGAGGAAUUAUUCCAUAGCUACUAUUC